This is a messenger RNA of Lasiosphaeria miniovina, 618 nucleotides long. RefSeq lists its product as uncharacterized. The record is from RefSeq and is a predicted model, not a curated record. NCBI's taxonomy places the organism in Eukaryota, Fungi, Ascomycota, Sordariomycetes, Sordariales, Lasiosphaeriaceae. Gene Ontology annotation, molecular function: protein binding. The annotation marks the transcript as partial. The transcript is spliced from 2 exons.
AACAUGGAAGUUCGCCAUAUCCAGGACAAAGGCUGCGGCGUGGUUGCAAAGCGUCAUUUCCUCCCGGGCGAACCUCUUCUUGUCGCUAACCCUUUCUUCCUGGUCGACGAGAGGGUCCUCGGGAUUACUCCCGUCGACGUCCGGAACGAGAUCAUCAUGCUCGCCCUCUCGAAGCUCCCUUUGCGAACUCGGGGAACUCUCGAUGAGUGUGUGGCAAAAAGAGCGGCCGAAGCUGGCGGUAGCCGCGAAGUCGAUAUUAUAUUGACAAAUGCAUAUUGCAUUCCAGCGACAAGUGGGACUCCGUGCUACUUUGCUCUGUACCCACUCUCGUCGUUCUUCAACCACGACUGUCGACCCAAUGUAACCUAUUACAUUAACAAAGGCUGGGCCUUCAAUGCGUCGACAAAUCGCGAUAUUGGCAUCGGUGAGGAGCUUUGCGUUUCAUACGUGAGCCUGUGGGAGCCAAGCUGGAUUCGUCGGACAACCAUUCGAUCAUGGGGGUUCCGUUGCCAGUGCAAGCUUUGCGGCCUCCCCAAAGAACUGGAAAGGAGAUCAGAUAACCGACUGGCCAGGAUUCGCGAGCUUUGGUAUCGACUCGAGUCUUGGAAGGAUGUUAUC